Molecule: messenger RNA, 2591 nt
Organism: Cydia amplana
Lineage: Eukaryota; Metazoa; Arthropoda; Insecta; Lepidoptera; Tortricidae
Exons: 8
Coding region: 66-2591 (841 amino acids)
Molecular function (GO): nucleic acid binding; zinc ion binding
Source: RefSeq, a predicted model, not a curated record
AUCUCUGUUGGAUAAAGUGAGCAGAAAUAAAACGACAACGGUUGGUUUUCUUGGACGUAAUAAGGAUGACAACAUAUUCCAUAAGCCUGGAUGACGUGGAUCUAGCGCUGCUGCCUCUGUCCACACACUCUAACAACAACUUCCUGAAGAAAGAACACUACCAGUUCCAAGUGAUGAAGUCAGUACCCGAAUCCACCCCUCAAUACACGUGCCACAUAUGUGCAAUAGAAGUGCCGGUAGCAUUCGCACACGAGCACGCCGCGAGCGUCAAGCACCAAGCGAACGUUCGCAUAGCGAGCGUAGCGGCGGAGCGAAUGCGCGCGUUCAUCUCCGCUUUGCCCCCUCCAUUCGUUAAACAAGCUGGUCGCUUUUGCACGAACUGCGCGAUAGAAGUCAGUGAAGGCCACGAAAACACGAAGGAACAUCGCAACGCUGCCAUGCUUGAUAACCUGUUAAGGGAUCUAACGAAAGUAUAUGUUCAAGACGAAGACGAAGAAAUAUUUGACAAUAAUAAAACAUGUGAGAAUAAUGAUAGCGGAAAGAUUAAUGAAUAUAAAAACGACGUAAGUUUUGAUAAAGCCGGAGGAGAUAAUAUAAAUAACGUUAUGGUUGAUAAAUGUACAAAGAAUGAUCAAUCAAAAGAAGUAAUGGAUGAAGUAACAGAUGAGGAAGACCAAAUUGAAAAUACUGAGACCACUGAUGAGAUAGAGGAAUGUAGUGAAGAUGAGGAACUAAGUACUAAUGAAACUGACUACAAUGAGUCUUUACACUCCGAUACGUCUAAAAUCGCAGAGGAAAGCACGGCAGAAAAGGCUACUAAUGUGAAUUGUGUAGAAUAUUAUGAAGAAGCACUACGCCAAUUCCUUAACGAGAAUGAUUAUUUCGAGUAUAACGAAUCAAUUCAAUUAAAUAUUAAGUUAAAUGAAUAUUCAUUAAGCAACAUUGGUAGUGACCGUUUUCAAAGUUAUGAUAAACGAUAUUUCAGUGAUAAUAUAAAAUGCAUAGUCUGCGAUUGCGUUUUAGAUUAUGAAGAAGCAGAAAUCCAUAAGUAUGAUUCUGAACAUUUAUGCUUAAUCGCGAACUUUGGAAACGAUGGUCAUUAUAUAAGAGAGAUAAACGAAUUAUACAGCCAUUGCAUUCUGUGCAAUCGUAAAAUCGAAAACACAGAAAUGGAAACACAUAAGCAGGACCCAUGGCAUAAGCUACAAAUGUCCAUGCAUACUAACACUAGUAGUAUAACAAACAAAACUAAAACGGAAGAGAUUACUGAAGAAAAAGUUAAUGAAUCUCAACAUAGACUAGAAUCAAGUGAUAAGACCGCUGGUUCAAUUGAAUAUCCAUAUGAAAUGACAGUCAUGGGCAAAGUACGGUGUGUGGUUUGCGAAUGCCACGUGCCAAGCGGAGUACGCAAUCGAGAAGAACAUGUGAAAGGGAUAAGACAUCGUACUACGGCAUUAAAUCAACAUUCUAUAGUGUUUUGGACAGUAUACAAUCUAACAGUGAUGCGGAUGAGCGGGAUGAGGCUAGGGAUGACAACAUAUUCCAUAAGCCUGGAUGAUGUGGAUCUCGCGCUGCUGCCUCUGCGCACCCACAAAUACAAUGACUUCUUAAAGAAGGAACACUUCCAGUUCCAAGUUAUGAAGACUGAGGAAGUUGAAGAAUUAGAGCCCACCAUUUACUACAAAUGCCACAUAUGCGCCCUCGACGUGCCCGCAGCGUUCGCGCACGAGCACACCACCAGCCUCAAGCACCGAGCGAACGCGCGCAUCGCUCGCGUCGCCACCCAGCGCACGCGCAAGCUCAUCUCCGCUCUCCCCCCACCCCUCGCCCCCCAAACGGCGCAGUUUUGCGCUAACUGCUCGACCAUAGUGCAAAAAAACCAUGAAAAAACAAAGGAACAUCGAGUCGCUGUGAUGCACGAUAAGUUGCUGUGGGAACUGAUGACUGCUUAUGUCGGUGAUGGUUGUGAUGAUGAAGAUUCGGACUUGAGUGAUACUGAUGAGUCGGUGCAAGGAGAAGCAAGUUCUAGGCGUUACAAUGGAUUUGCAACGUGGAAUGAAGUCAAUAAUAAUAAAGAAGAGAAACAAAAGAAAUGUGAACCCAAAGGUUUGACUAGUAUUGAGAGGAAUAAAAAAGAAAUAGGUAAAAAGGAAGACUAUGAAGCGGAGAAGCGAAAUAACGAGAAUAAACCCUUAGAAAAUAAGACGAAAAUUAUAGAAGUCACAAAUAUUGAUACCAGAAAACCUGAAUCCAGCAAAAGCAGUGAAAUCAAUAUUGAAACUGGGACAAAUAAACCUAUUGAUACAGAGCCAACACAAACUACUGCCAAAAACGAAGACAUUGCUACUAGUUCACCUAAACCUCAAGAUAAAAUAGAAUAUGUGGAAUUUGUCAGCAAAAACAAUAAAAUAGUAAAGGUAUUCAGUGACCAUUAUCACAGCUUCACCAGGAAAGGGGAAACUAUAAGUUGUAAAGUAUGCAGUAUUGUAUUCAAGAGUGAAGAAGUAGAUUCGCACAUGUUUUCGUUGAAGCAUUUGAACAAAAUGGCGAGUUCUUUGAUUGACGAACACUGUGUGAGGAAGGUCAAUUGA